Aspergillus heteromorphus CBS 117.55 is the source of this 951-nucleotide messenger RNA. RefSeq names its product NAD(P)-binding protein. Bases 1 to 951 code for a protein of 316 amino acids. The record is from RefSeq and is a predicted model, not a curated record. The transcript has 5 exons. NCBI's taxonomy places the organism in Eukaryota, Fungi, Ascomycota, Eurotiomycetes, Eurotiales, Aspergillaceae.
AUGGUCCACAUCGCACUCGCGGGCGGCUACGGCGGCCUCGGCCAAGAGAUCCUCGACGCGCUCAUCCAAACCGGAAAGCACAACAUCACCAUUCUGUCUCGUCGGGACCGCCCCGCCGAAGAAACCCGCCCAGAAAUCCACUGGACGAAGAUCGACUACGCCGACAAACCGCAGCUCGUCCAAGCCCUCCACGGCGUGCACACCGUGCUCUCGUUCAUCGUCGUCGCGCAGGACCGCGGCAACGCCUCCCAGCGGACCCUGAUCGACGCGUGCGUGGACGCGGGCGUGAAGCGCUUUGCGCCGAGUGAGUGGGCUGGCGCCAACACAGACGGUCUCCCCUGGUAUGCGGGCAAAACCGCCAUACACCGAUACCUCCAGGAGCUGAACCGGGAGAAGGAAGUCCUGGAAUACUGCUGCUUCCGCCCCGGAAUGCUGAUGAACUACCUCGCCUACCCACUCCCAACCACCCAGCACGUCGAGAUCUGGGGCAUCCACGUGGACAUGCAGAACAAGCGAGCAAUAUUGCUAGCCGACGCAAGAAACCCGGGGUAUUUGGGCCUGACGACGGUCGAAGAUGUCGCGAAUGUGGUGGUCCGCGCGGUGGAGUAUCCCGGGAAAUGGCCGGAGGUGGGCGGGAUGAGGGGACAGGAGAUCUCGAUGGGGGAGUUGAUUGCGUUGGGGGAGGAGAUAAGAGGGGCCACGUUUUCCGUCGAAACCAUCAAGGCAGGCCAGGCCCGACUGGGCCGGUUGACGGCCUCGUGGCAUCCGGUUAUGCAGCACUCGACCAUCCCCGAGGAGGUGCGGGCCGCGUCCGCGAAGAUCUUCACGGCCAAGACGGUCGCGUCCAUUUACCAGGGGACGUGGAGGGUGUCGGAUGAGUGGAAUCGGUUGUUGCCUGAUUAUCGGUUUACGGGGGUGGAGGAGUUCUUGCGGAAGUGGUGGACGGAGUGA